Molecule: messenger RNA, 360 nt
Organism: Porites evermanni
Lineage: Eukaryota; Metazoa; Cnidaria; Anthozoa; Scleractinia; Poritidae
Source: the annotation of a GenBank genome assembly
AUAGCGUCCCUUAACAUUAAUAGUCUGUUGUCUCAUAUUGACGAACUUAGAGUUCUUAUGUCUUCUUCAAAAGUUGAUAUUUUACAUAUCAACGAGUCAAAAUUAGACUCUACAGUAAGUGAUGACGAAGUUUACAUACCUGGCUUUGAAAUAGUCAGAAAAGAUCGUAAAAUUAACGGAGGGAAUGGAGGUGGAGUAUGUACAUACGUACGCACUAAUCUGAACUAUCGAAUACGUAAUGAUUUAAAUAAUGAUCUUUUAGAGAAUUUUUUCGUUGAAAUCAGUAAGCCACGAAGUACACCAUUUCUGGUCGGUACUUUGUAUCGACCCCCAAGUUCUCCACCCAAUCUAUUAAGCGAA